AUGAUGCUCAAGUUGAUAAAAUCGAUGGUUAAAGCAAUAACUCGUCCGAUACGAUACUUGAUCUUCUCCUAUCUCCGGUAUCUUGUCGGCUUUCCUUCGCUGACUGGCACAGAGCAUGGUGAUAAUUAUGUCACGGUUAUCAUCGACGACUACCUAACGAAGUUUGGGAUGGAAGACGACCUCUAUGACGCCACUCUGGCUUAUCUUUCCUACAAAACUAAGGUUGACUUGGUCAAAAUCUACGUCAAUAAAUACGAGUUGGACGAUAUAUACCAAGGGGUCGAGCUCAAGUGGAGGUUUUUCGUUGAAAACAAAAAUACUGGAAAUAAGCAAAGCUUCGAGCUGAGGUUUGACGAAGAGCAUAGAGAUUUGGUCUUCGACUCUUACCUACCUUUUUUGAAGAGCAAGGCCAAGGAGAAGAGAGUCCUCCAGAUGCACACAUACUCUCACUGCUCUGACACUUGGGAAAUCAAGAGCCUCCAUCACCAUUCGACGUUUGAAACGAUUGUAAUGAAGGAAGAGCUCAAGCGUGGCCUCAUUGCUGAUCUUGACCGGUUCAUGGGAAAGGAAGAUUUCUACAAAAAAGUCGGGCGACACUGGAUGAGAUAUUACUUGUUGCAUGGGCCACCAGGGACCGGGAAGACUAGUCUUGUUGCUGCUAUGGCUAAACAUCUCAGCUUAGAUGUCUAUAAACUAACCCUCCCUCUAGGGUUGAAAACUUACUUUGACCCAAGGAUGCUUAUCACCAGAGCCAAGAACAACUCGAUUCUCCUCGUAGAUGAUAUAGACGGCUCCCUCGAGGGAUCGAAUAUGGCAUUAUCGCAACUGUUAGAUUGCUUAGGUCGGUUUUGGUCGAAUGGCAAAGCACGCGUUGUGAUAUUCAAGACAAAUAACAAGGAGAGUCUUGACCCAACAUCGCUACGUUGUAUGAAUAUGAAGAUUGACAUGGGACAUUGCUGUUUUGAGGGAUUCAAAACGUUGGCGUCUAACCACUUGGGCCUCUCUCAUGACAAUGAUUGCCCACACCCUCUCUACCCAGAUAUCAAACGUUUGAUUGAUGGACGAGCUGUGACACCGGGUCAAGUCGCAGAGGAGCUAAUGAAGAGCCUAGACGUUGAUAUGGCCCUCCAAGGUUUGGUGAGGACUUUGGAGAUGAAGACUUUAAUAUCAAGUAAGAUUGAUGAAGAUGACAAAAGACUUGUGAAGUAG
Molecule: messenger RNA, 1209 nt
Organism: Capsella rubella
Lineage: Eukaryota; Viridiplantae; Streptophyta; Magnoliopsida; Brassicales; Brassicaceae
Product: AAA-ATPase At5g17740
Exons: 2
Coding region: 1-1209 (402 amino acids)
Molecular function (GO): ATP hydrolysis activity; ATP binding
Source: RefSeq, a predicted model, not a curated record